GUUUAAAUAGUUGUCCCCAUUCCCAAGAAAACCUCGCGGGUUUAAAUAUAAAGUUUCCUUCCACAGCCCAGAAAAAUUAGCCAACCAUUAAUCGUCCAUUUUCGCAACAUACUUAAAUCAUAAUGGCAACGGAACAACCAAAACCAGCAACUGUAGAUGUGAAAAUGGAUCUGUUUGAGGACGAUGACGAAUUUGAAGAGUUUGACAUUGAUCAAGAGUGGGAGGCGAAAAAGGAAGGGAAAGAAGCUACCCAGCAGUGGGAAGACGACUGGGAUGAUGAUGAUGUCAAUGAUGACUUCUCUCUACAACUGAAAAGGGAACUGGAAAGCAACACGGAGAAGAAAUAACCAAACCUUCACAGGAUUGUUUCUCUUUCUCAAGAUUUGACCACAGAUUUCUGUUCGGGUUCAUAUAUUUCCCAUUAUGGUAGUACUCUUUGUUUCACCAAACGCGAUGAACCUUAGUCUGAUAAAUCUGGAUGCUCUUAAUCUGUAAUGCUGUUCUCUAUGAACAUAGUU
Molecule: messenger RNA, 518 nt
Organism: Solanum verrucosum
Lineage: Eukaryota; Viridiplantae; Streptophyta; Magnoliopsida; Solanales; Solanaceae
Product: protein DELETION OF SUV3 SUPPRESSOR 1(I)-like
Exons: 3
Coding region: 123-347 (74 amino acids)
Biological process (GO): proteasome assembly; mRNA export from nucleus; double-strand break repair via homologous recombination
Cellular component (GO): proteasome regulatory particle, lid subcomplex; proteasome complex
Source: RefSeq, a predicted model, not a curated record